This is a messenger RNA of Bactrocera dorsalis (oriental fruit fly), 1022 nucleotides long. Its product is annotated as serine-aspartate repeat-containing protein I. The coding region runs from base 123 to 821 and encodes 232 amino acids. The record is from RefSeq and is a predicted model, not a curated record. Gene Ontology annotation, molecular function: protein binding. Lineage: Eukaryota; Metazoa; Arthropoda; Insecta; Diptera; Tephritidae. The transcript has 3 exons.
UGUUAUAUCACAAACUCGAAAGUGUCUCAGAAACAAGUAACGGUGUUUUCCGUGUAUAUAUUUAUUAAAAUUAAAAAAAGUAGUUAACGGCCUGUCUAAAAAGUAAUUAAAAUUCAUCAAGAAUGCGUGCCUACAGCUGUUUAGUAAUUCUUGCCGUCGUGAGCUUGCCAGCUCAGCUAUUGGUCAGCGCCGAAUCUUCCGAGGCGGCUAACACGUCUGCGGCUCUGCCAGCUACUUCUACGCCCAUAUGCGAGGAAACCGUCUGUCCGCGCCUAUAUAUGCCAGUUUGUGGGUUGGUUGAUGGUGAACCAAUGACAGCGCCCUCCCGCUGUGUUCUCAACAAUAAAAUCAGAUGCUCCGCGAUAUUGCAACGGACUUUAGGCAACAAAAUUCCUACAGUACGCUUCCUACAUAGCGGAGCUUGUUCACCGAAAGCAGAUAAAAGCAUUAGAAGGCGUCAGAGUAGAGAUAUGGACUUAGAAAACAUCGAAGAUGACGCAGGUAAAGAAGAGAUUAACGCAGGCGAAGAAGAGAUUGAUGCAGGAAAAGAAGAGAUGGACGCAAAUCAAGCACUAGCUGACGAUGCUGAGGCAGAUAUGGACGCAGGUAAAGAAGAGAUUGCCGCAGGUGGAGAAGAGUCCGACGCAGCUAAAGAAGAGAUUGACGCAAAUCAAGCACUAGCUGACGAUGCUGAGGCAGAUAUGGACGCAGGUAAAGAAGAGAUUGCCGCAACUCAAGCAGACUUGGUUGAUAAGGAAGCACUAGCUGACGAUGCUGAGGCAGAUAUGGAUCAUGCAAAAGCACUAAAUGAUGGGGAAUAAUAACGGGAACUAGCUGCUGUUCGUGUGUUGAAGAGAGACUCUCCUUUGUUUUACCAUAAAUUCUGUUAUGUUUGUGUCUUGUGCUGAGAAAUAGCACAAGUUGUGUGUUGAAGAUAGAUUCGCUUUUGUUUUGCGAUAAAUUCUGUUAUGUUUGUGUGUUGUGCUUAGAAAUAGUCCAAUAAAAAGUUUCUGUUAAGAAAG